Encephalitozoon hellem ATCC 50504 is the source of this 1185-nucleotide messenger RNA. RefSeq names its product WD40 domain-containing protein. Gene Ontology annotation, cellular component: nucleolus. Gene Ontology annotation, biological process: ribosomal large subunit assembly. The transcript has a single exon. The record is from RefSeq and is a predicted model, not a curated record. Gene Ontology annotation, molecular function: protein binding. Bases 1 to 1185 code for a protein of 394 amino acids. NCBI's taxonomy places the organism in Eukaryota, Fungi, Microsporidia, Unikaryonidae.
AUGUCAGAUUUGGUUCUCGUUGAAUUUGAAGACCAGGAAGGGCGCAAAGUAUCAGAUAGACUCCAAAUCCCAGUCAAGAUACUUAGAUCGCAGCUGCAGCUUCUUGCAAACACAACGCUUGCACUCUAUGUCAAUGGACAGCCUGUUCUCGAGACCCUUGAGGAGACACUAAAGCUGCAGAAUAUUUUGUCAGCGGAGGAAGUUGUGAAGAUCAGAAUGUGUGAGGAAGAGCCAGCAACACAGGCGGCCUUCCACUGCUCGUCGUCCUUCAGUGGGCAUGAAGGUCCUGUGCUGUGUGUAAGAUACGGCAAUGUGAUCGUUACUGGAGGUGGAGACUCUACUGUGAGAUUCUGGGACCCCAGAACAAAGACACAGAGCAAAAUAAUCAAAAGACACGGGCAUUGGAUUUUAUCUCUUGACGUUUCGCCAGAUGGAAAGUAUGUUGCCAGCGGAGCACUUGAUGGAGGUGUUAAUUUGUAUUCAAGCGAUGGGGAGUAUAUUAGAAGUUUCCCUGGGCAUAGGAAGGGUGUUGUAGCAUUGACAUUCCAUAAGGGGAGCCUUGUGACAGGGUCUAGAGACAAUUCCGUUGUUGUGUGGAGCUUGAAUGGAGAAGUCCUUCUCUCGUAUGCACACACGAUGGCCAUCACAUGUAUCUGUGCUGGAGAAGAUUACAUAGCCUCUGGGAGUAAAGAUGGGAAAAUCAAGGUAUACAGGAAUCUCAAGUUUGUAGACGAGCUCCGAGGGCAUUCCUCCGGAAUCAAUGCGAUUGACUGCAAUGGAAACUACAUGGUGUCUGGGUGCAAUGGAGGGGAUGUGAUUGUGUGGAAGGGAUUCUCUCUGCACAAGAGAAUGAAGCACAAUGCAGAGGUUAUCUCUGUCUCGAUAUCACCCAACAGGAUUUAUGCAGCGUCUGGAUCAUUUGACAAGUCUGUAAGGCUAUGGAGUAUGGACUCUGGGCAGCAGCUUUUGGUCUUUCGCCACGUGGAUCUUGUGUACAAGGUCAAAAUGAUGAAUGAUCUGAUAGUCUCAUGCUCAAAAGACAAAACCGUCAAGAUGUUCCGUGUGAGCAAGAGGAGGGUAGUGAGCGAUCUUGUUUGUGAUGAUGAGGUGUACUGCUUCGACAUAAAGGGUGACGGAGGCAUUGUGUGUGGGACGAAGAGCAACAGAGUAUAUUUCUUCAAUUGA